AAAUUUCGUUCAUUCCACGGAAUGCAAGGGAAUUGUCGAACAAGGCCGAUACACAAGGGUGUGGACUCGUCGUCGACGGGCGGCCACAUGGCACGGGAGAGUGAAUUAUCAGGUCGAUAGACCCGGAAUGAUGAAUGGACUUGACGUCGGGGCCACUUAGUUGUCUAUAAAUAUGCUCGACGGCCUGCUAGCAGGUCGACUUAAAAUGAUCACUUCCCAGUGAGAGCUUAUCUUGCGUUCAACCCACCCCUCUCCUCUUCGAAGCUUAAUCUGGCCUUACGGACGUCUUCUUCUUUCACUUGUGUUCAGGCGGCGACCAUACAACAUACAUACUAGUAACACACAAUGGACCGAAGUGCCACCAGCGGAAACAAUGGCUCUGGCCGUGCCACUAAUGGCACACAUUCUGAUUUACCGGACCUGGCUACAUACCAAGCCCAAUGGGCCAAAAUCCAUGAUGAUACUGUGCGCCAGAUCAACGAAGCUUUAGAACAAGAGAAGAAACGCAUAACCAACCGACCAAAGCAGUCUCCUUCAAGCUAGCGAUGAGUGAUGAGCUUCCGGAGAAAUGGCGAUAUCGGGUGUUUAUCGGAACUCUGUUAUUUCUGGACUCUUUCUUCUUGUUCGGCAUCUGCUUGCUUUUUCUUCACUUCGUGUUGAUCUCCCUUUUUAUUUGACUUUCCCAAAUUUCCGCAGUCUUACACGUUUAUUGGCCUCAUUUUUUGAUUGCAUUCCCCUUGUCGUGAAGCGGAUCAGCGUUGCUCCAUUAUAUAC
This is a messenger RNA of Aspergillus neoniger CBS 115656, 774 nucleotides long. RefSeq lists its product as uncharacterized. The coding region runs from base 346 to 543 and encodes 65 amino acids. NCBI's taxonomy places the organism in Eukaryota, Fungi, Ascomycota, Eurotiomycetes, Eurotiales, Aspergillaceae. The record is from RefSeq and is a predicted model, not a curated record. The transcript is spliced from 2 exons.